Molecule: messenger RNA, 1946 nt
Organism: Panicum hallii
Lineage: Eukaryota; Viridiplantae; Streptophyta; Magnoliopsida; Poales; Poaceae
Product: glucan endo-1,3-beta-glucosidase-like
Exons: 3
Coding region: 2-1549 (515 amino acids)
Biological process (GO): carbohydrate metabolic process
Cellular component (GO): plasma membrane
Molecular function (GO): hydrolase activity, hydrolyzing O-glycosyl compounds
Source: RefSeq, a predicted model, not a curated record
CAUGCAGCGGAGGAGGAGGAGGAGGAGAGGUUUCAAAACCAGCAGCAACGCAACGGCUCGACUGGUUGCCUCCUCCAAUCCCAAAUCCCAAAUCGAAUCCUCUUCCUCCUCUAGUGGGUGGGUGCACGUCGCGAUGCUCCCGCUCCUCCUCCUCCUCCUCCUCCUCCUCGCCUCCCAUGGCCAUGGCCCGGCGGUGGCGGCAGCGCAGGGCCUCCCGCCGCUCCCCAUCGGCGUGAACUACGGCGCCAACGCCGACAACCUCCCUUCCCCGGCCGCCGUCGCCACCUUCCUCGCCACCAAGACCACCGUCAACCGCGUCAAGCUCUUCGACGCCAACCCGGCCUUCCUCGACGCCUUCGCCGCCAACGCGCCCUCCAUCUCCAUCGCCGUCUCCAUCCCCAACGCCGCGCUCCCCUCCUUCGCCGACCGGGCCACCGGCCUCGACGCCGCGCGCGGCUGGGUCCGCGACAACCUCGCCGCCCACGUCGCCAACGGCGCCAACGUCACGCUCCUCCUCGCCGGGAACGAGAUCCUCGGCCCCGUCGUCGUGCCCGACCUCGUCGUCGCGCUGCUCCCCGCCAUGCGCCGCCUCAACCAGGCCCUCCAGCUCGAGAAGCUCCCCCAGGUGCGCGUCACCACGCCGCACUACCUGGGCAUCCUCGCGCCCUCCGACGGGAUCCCCUCCAACGCCCGCUUCCGCCCGGGCUUCGACGACAAGGUGCUCGCCCCCAUGCUCAAGUUCCACAACGAGACAGGCUCGCCGCUCAUGGUGAACGCCUACCCCUACUUCAGCUACAACGCGCAGAACCUCAACUACGCCAUCUUCCGCCCCAACGCCGGCAUCUACGACCCCGCCACCAAGCUCAACUACACCAGCAUGUUCGACGCCCAGAUGGACGCCAUCUACACCGCAAUGAAGAAGCUCGGAUUCGGCGACGUGCAGAUCGCCGUCGGCGAGGCGGGAUGGCCCACGCAGGCCGAGCCCAGCCAGGUCGGCGUCGGGCCCGAGGAGGCCAGGGACUUCAACGCCGGCAUGAUCCGGGUCUGCAGCGGCGGCAAGGGCACGCCGCUCAUGCCCGGGAGGACAUUCGAGACCUACAUCUUCUCCCUCUUCGACGAGAACCAGAAGCCCGGCCCCAUUGCGGAGAGGAACUUCGGCAUCUUCAACCCGGAUUUCACCCCCAAAUACGACCUCGGACUCCUCCGCGAUGGAUCGUCUGCAUCUCCAAACCCUUCACCGAAUCCUUCUCCGAAGCCAAGCCCGAACCCGUCACCCUCCGGCGGAGGGAAGUGGUGUGUGGCCAAGGCCAGUGCAGAUGCGACUACCCUGCAGAACAACAUCAACUACGCCUGUGGCUUCGUGGACUGUAAGCCGAUCCAGAGCGGUGGCGGGUGCUUUGACCCCAACAACGUGCAGUCCCAUGCUUCGUUCGUGAUGAACGCAUAUUACCAGGCCAAUGGGCGCCACGACUACGACUGCGACUUCAAGGGCACCGGCAUGGUCACCUCCAGUGACCCCAGCUACGGGAGCUGCAAAUACGUCUCCUGACGGGGCGCAGCAAGUCCAGGCAGCGCGGUGGCAGGGGCACCAGCCUCGAGUCCACAUCGUCCUCCAGGCUGGAGCCAUGGCAACGCUGGGAGGUUGAUACUGCCGGGCUUGCGCCACAUACUUCUGUACUCUUGUCUGACACCCAUGCUUCUUGCUAUGCAUACCUACUAGUUCUUAGACGAGCCACCAUUGUUAUCCCUCAGCACGAGGGAGGUGUACCCCAGUUAUUGUAGCGUAUUGUGUUCAAUCUGGUUUGGCCGUGCGUUAUUUUCUUCUUCUUCUUCUUAUUGUGUAGUGGUGAAGAACAGUUCUUUAACUCGAUCAUUCCAUUCCAUUCUAUGUAGACACAAAUUACAGGAACAGAGUGAAAUGAGGCCUCCUUGUUUCAUGGUGCUCA